Messenger RNA from Marmota monax (woodchuck), 3493 nucleotides. It is a transcript of the gene Ccdc57, whose product is annotated as coiled-coil domain containing 57. NCBI's taxonomy places the organism in Eukaryota, Metazoa, Chordata, Mammalia, Rodentia, Sciuridae. The record is from RefSeq and is a predicted model, not a curated record. The coding region runs from base 148 to 3303 and encodes 1051 amino acids. The transcript has 19 exons.
CCGCGGCGGACGGACUCGGGUCGCUAUGGCGACGCAGCCCGCCCGGAAGACGCCGAGCGGGAGAUCAGGAGCGCGGGUCCCGGGGUGCGGCGGAGUGCGGCGGCCUGGACGAAGCGCGGCGAGGGCGGGCGAGCCCGGCCUGCUGUCAUGCUGCCGUUGUGCUCAGAGAAGACCCUGAGCGAGAUGCUGAGCCGCAAGGAGGAGGAGUGGCGGGUGCUGCAGGCCCGUCACUCCCAGAUGCAGGAGGCAGCUCUGCAGGGUGCACAGAAGCAGCUGGAAGAGGCCCAGGGGAAGCUGCGUCGCCUGCAGGAGGACUUCCUUUACAACCUGCGGGUGCUGGAGGAGCGGGACCUGGAGCUGCAGCACUAUGACGCUGCGCUUGCCCAGGCCAGGGGCCAGGAGGAGGCCCGGCAGGCAGAGGUGAGCGCGCUGAAGGUGCAGGUGGCCAGGCUGGAGCAGGAGCUGGCCAGAGAGGCCAGGCGCGCGCAGGAGCUGCAGCAGCAGCAGCAGCGGAGGGCGCAGGAGCACCGCCAGGAGCUGGAGCGCGUCCACAGUGACAAGAACGGCGAGAUCAGCCACCAGCGGGAGCAGUAUGAGAAUCUCAAGUGGAGGCUGGAGAGGAAGCUCGAGGAACUGGACGGCGAGCUUGCUCUGCAGAGACAGGAACUGCUGCUGGAAUUCGAGUCUGAAAUGCAGAAGAGGGAGCAUGAGUUCCGACUGCAGGCUGAUGGCAUGAGCAGUGUGGUGUUGUCCCAUGAGCUCAAGGUUAAGCUACUGAGCAAAGAGCUGGGGGCUCUGAAGGAAGCAGGGGCCCAGGCAGCAGAGUGUCUGCAGAGAGCCGAGACGGCCAACGCCGAGCUGGAGAAGCAGUUGCAGGGCCGCGCCUGGGAGCUGCGGGACCUGGAAGCCCUGAAGGACGCCCGGAUAAAGGACUUGGAGGAUAAGCUUCACUCUGUGCAGCUGACCAGGAAGAAAGAAGAGGAGAUCUUCGAGAGGAAGCACGAGGAGCUUGACCGUUUGGCCAGGGAGAGGGACGCGAUGCUGGUGGCUGUGAAGGGCACACAUGCGGAGCAGCUGCGGGCACUGGAGGCCAGGGUACUAGAGCUGCAGGCCCAUGGUGAAGCCCUGGAGGUGCAGCUGCGCAGGGCGGAGUGGACUCAGGCUGACGCCGCCAGGGAGAAGGACGCUGUCAUUGACAGGCUCCGUGAAGACGCAGCUGCUCUCAAAGCCAGCUGGGACGCCCAGGUCACUCAGAUGUCCAAGGAGGCCAUCGCCAAAGACCUUCAGGUUCAGACACUGCGGGAAGAGGAGGUGAAGCUCAAGGCACAGUUGGCCCGACGCCAGCAGGAUGUGGCCAGGUACAAGCAGGAACUGUCCCUGGCAGUGGAAAGGGAGAGGAACCUGGGGCGCGAGCAGGUGCAGCUGAACCUGGACUGGCAGCGCCGCUGCGACAGCAUCGAGAGGGAACAGAUCCAGAGGUCUGAGGCCUUGACCCAGGGCCUGCUGGAGGCCAGAGAUCAGGUCACUGCCAAACUCCAGGAGACUGAGCGGGCCCUGCGUGAGCAGGAGGCGGUGCUGAGGGCCGUGACCCUGGAGCGGGACCAGGCUGUGGAGGCGCUGCAGGCACAGGGACUCCUCCCUGUGCAGGAGUUCCCAAGGCAGCACAGAGGGGAAAUCAGUUCGGCUUUUCCAUCCAGUGAAAUCCAGCGGCUGCAAGACCAGAACACGAGCUUGCGGAAUGCUGUCGCUCAGAUGAGGAGGGAAAUGGAGGCGCUGAGUGGGGAGACUCUUCCUUCUGCACAGUCGGGAGAGAACGCAUGCACACACCUGCCCGAGGCUGAGGCUGCGGGGGACACGGCCCCUCCUCGUUACGUUCUGGCCUUGGCAGCAGAAGUGCAGAACUUGAAGCACAAGCUCAGCGCCCUGGAAGGAGAGCUGGCCAGCUCGCCGGGGCCUCUGGAGACAUCCUCGGGGGACGCCAAGCUGCACCCCAGCACCCUGGAAGGAGAGCUGGCCAGCUCGCCAGGGCCUCCAGAGAAAUCCUCGGGGGACGCCAAGCUGCACCCUAGCGCUCUGGAAGGAGAGCUGGCCAGCCUGCUGGGGCCCCCCGACCUGCACCCCAGUGCCCCCACCUUCACAGAGACUGGAGAAUCUGUCACAGAUGGUCACACAUCCACUGGAUUGGCACUGGCACUCCGGAAGCUCAGAGACAGAGUGCAUCUCUUGAACUUGCUGGUGACGCGUCUCGGAAAGAAGGUGCAGCAGAAGCCCCUGGAGCCGGACACCCUGCACCUCGAGCUUCCCCGGGAGGUGGGCCAGGUGCAUGUGGAGGUGCAGGAGCUGCAGCAGCAGGUGGCUGAGCUGGAGAAGCAUCUUGGGAGCGCCCAGCGGGAAGGAGAGCAGCCUCUAGGCAGGGAGCAGCUCAGGAGAGAGGGCCUUGCAGAUGAGAGGCCCGUGGGGACGAAGGACCAGCUGGGGGCACAGCCCCCACAGGCCUUAUCCGUGCCCCACCUGCAGAGGAAACUGAAGGCAGCAGCUAAGAAGAUCCUGCGCCUCCGCCUGGAGAAGGAGCAGCUCAUGGAGAUGGGGAACCGGCUCCGGGCAGAGCAGGGACACCCCAAAGGGAGACUGCCCUGUCCUCCCCGGCCUCCCACCCCCCAGGACCAGGACCAGGACCAGGGCAAGGCACGGGAGGCGCUUUGGGACCACAGCCCACCUCUGGGACAGGUGAAGACCCACGCCACCUUUCAGCAGGACCCCCAGCACACCGAGAAAGAGCGUCUUUCUGAAUGCGUGGGGAACAGCCAGCUCGGCUCGGCACACCCCGUCGGCAGGAGCCAGGGCCUGCGAGGCUGGAGGGCAGGCGCAGCGGCCCAGGUGCAGGAGAGGACACACGAAGCCCCCUGGGUGACCUGCAGACCACCCCAGAAUGAGAACAGGCCCAGGAAGCCUCUGCAGGCUCCUCCGGUCCCUGAGGAGAACAGCUGCCACACCCGCGGGUCGUCCUCGCUGGCCAGCAGCUCCCUCCAGGACACCUGGAGGUUGCUAGACCUGGGCUCCAGCCCUUCAGGCCUCCCCUCCCAGGACGACUCGGCUCCAGAGCUGCCUGCAUCGCCAGCUGCCCACAGUCCCCAGGAAGGUGACAGGAGCCCUGCCAAGAUGCAGGUGGCCUUUACCAUCAAAGGGAUGAAGACGGCAGCUCAGUCAAAGGCCAAGCCCACCAGACUCUCCAAGUCUCAUCCUGCAAGAUCUAAAAGCUGCCAGCAGCCCCCCAGGAUCCGCAACUACAACUGGAAAGACUGACUUCCUCGGCCCCCUACAAAGUGGGCCCCACCACAGCCUCCCUGUGGGUGCUUGGGGCCUGCCCAUUCACCUACAUGUCACGUGGGUGCUGCAGGUGGCACGUGGUGGAGGAGCUGUGAGCUACAAGGUGGGCUUCCUAGGACCACCGAGUUGGCCUCUGAGCCAUUAAAGCUCCCGUGCCUCCCUCCCA